Messenger RNA from Kwoniella mangroviensis CBS 8507, 1098 nucleotides. RefSeq lists its product as uncharacterized. The record is from RefSeq and is a predicted model, not a curated record. Gene Ontology annotation, biological process: RNA processing. NCBI's taxonomy places the organism in Eukaryota, Fungi, Basidiomycota, Tremellomycetes, Tremellales, Cryptococcaceae. The coding region runs from base 1 to 1098 and encodes 365 amino acids. The transcript has 4 exons. Gene Ontology annotation, molecular function: ribonuclease III activity.
AUGUCCGAAUUUGGAGCUGAACAACCCGUUAUUCAAACGGAUAUCAAUUCUCUUACGGCUUAUCAAUUACCCUCCUUCCCUUCAUUUGACUUGCCUCCUCUUCCACCGAUCAACGAUCCUCAUCUCGAGCGAAUCAUCGACUCGUACACCUCGACUGGACUUCGACCUUUGGUGUUUGAUCAGGACGUCUUCGUGAUGGACCGUCCGGAUGAGAGCUAUUUCGAGGAGUUGCAAUUGGUUGGAAACGCUCUUCUUGAGGCCACAGCGACUACUUGGGGUCACGAUACAUUCCCUGCCUUCCGUCAAGGUGCAUCAAGUCAAUUGCAAAGUCACCUGAUUCGUAAAUCUACGUUAUGUCAAGUCGCCGUACGAUACAAUCUCCAUACCAAAGUGAAUUACGAUCCGAAAAUUUCCAUAUGGACAGCGACUGAUAUAGGAAGAGCUCAAUCGGCGGUCUUUGAAGCUCACAUCGGUGCUGUAUACUAUUCGUUAAUCGGGAAGACACCAACAAAAGAGAAAUGUGACGAUACACCAGACCAAACAUACAUGCAAACACAAGCCACAGAAAAAGACGAGACUGAGGAUAAAUCUUCAAUCGUUGAGACUCAUCACGUAAAUUCCAAACUUGAAAACUCAAGCAACGAAAUUUCACCAAAUAACUGUAAAGUUAAAACCAGAGGCCAAGCGUUUGAAUACCUUUAUUCUUGGCUCUCACAUCUAUUCAAGCUUAUGUCUAAAUUCAUACUAGAGGAAUUGAAAAAGGAAGAAAGCCGUUUCGAAUCUAGUCGACCUAAUCCUCGAAAAAUCACUCUGAAAUUUCCCGUUCCGCCUGAAUGGGAAUUGGAAGAUACGAAAGCGAGAGGAGGUAAACAUGUUUUACAUGCUCAGCAUCAAUUGAUUAAAGUCAGACCUACUUACACUGCUACGGCCUUGGAUGGACAUUGGGAUGUUCAACCUUGGAAAGUGGUUUGUACGGCUGUUGAUGUGAAUGGUAAAGAAUGGAUUGCAGAAGCUACGAGGAUCAUUAAGAAAAAAGCUGAGAACAUGGCUGCUUGGAAGAUCUGUGUGGAAAUGGGUCUGAUCAGUGUAGACGAGUGA